Molecule: messenger RNA, 537 nt
Organism: Notechis scutatus (mainland tiger snake)
Lineage: Eukaryota; Metazoa; Chordata; Lepidosauria; Squamata; Elapidae
Product: small ribosomal subunit protein uS14-like
Biological process (GO): cytoplasmic translation
Cellular component (GO): ribosome; cytosolic small ribosomal subunit
Molecular function (GO): zinc ion binding; structural constituent of ribosome
Source: RefSeq, a predicted model, not a curated record
GGAGGGGGAGGAGGAGCGCGCCCUUCCUCUGCGCCUGCGCCGUUCGCCCUUUCCUUUUCUGCCCUUUCGGCGCCCCAGACACGCGACCUCCGCCAUGGGACACCAGCAGCUCUACUGGAGCCACCCCAGGAAGUUCGGCCAGGGAUCGCGAUCCUGCCGCGUGUGCUCCAACCGGCACGGACUGAUCCGCAAGUACGGCCUCAACAUGUGUCGCCAGUGCUUCCGCCAGUACGCCAAGGACAUCGGUUUCACUAAGUUGGAUUAAUUCUACAGAAAUAAUUGAAGAUGGUUUGAAAAGACAUAGGAAGAGAUUGGCACAGCUGGAAGACUGGGCUGGACAAGAGUCUCUCGCCAGACUUCUACUGUGCAACUCUAUACAAUAGAAGUACUGGGCUUCGUUUAUUCCAGUCAUUGCAAUGUUUCUUAUUAAUAUGUUACAAUCACCAUAAUUCUAGCCAUAUUGACAUGUCAUCUGUAGCAUAUGUAUGAGAAUCUAUUUUUGGAGGUUCUUAAAUAAAAAAAGACUUAAAAUCCAAA